GUGAUUUUUAUUUGUUUAUCUUCUCUCAGUUAAAUCCAGACCUGAUGAAGAAUUCAAACUUCUGGUUAAAUGGUUAGGAUUGACAGUCUUUGACACACAAGCCUAUAUUCUUGUUUAGUUGCAACUAGAUUCAUCUAGAUUGUAGAUCUAAUGCUAAAAGAAAGAUGAAAGGAAUGAAUUAUUCAAUACUACUUACAUUCUGUUUUUUGUUCUAUUUUAGAAGAACAAUCGGUGGAUCAUUAAAAAAUGGAAGUGUCUACUGUAAAGAAAGAUCAAUGUGUUACUUUAUGCCUGAUGUCCUGGACAUUGAAAAAGCCACUUCAUUUGGAACAUUUGAUGAUUCUCUUCUCACAACUGGAUGGAGCAUAUUGGAUAUCAGUGCCGGUAAUGCACCUUCAGAAGAACACUCCAAUGAUGACAUCAUGUAUGCUGCAGGGUUUUUGGAAGGUGCUUUAACAGCUAGACAGAUGGAGAACCAUUUUGCAAACACAUUUGAAGUGUUUUUCCCAAAUCCUGUGGAUGAGAAGUUAAAAGAAAAACUGAAUCAGUGGUUCCUCAAGCAGAGAGAAUGGGCAGAUUAUAUGAUAAAAACGAAUAGCAAUGAUCCUCUAUGGCGUCAUGCUGGAUACAUCUUUUCACAACUAGAUGGUCUUUAUGAUGGCUAUAAGGCUGUGAGUGGAAAAAAUCCUCCCCUGGACAAGUUUGCAUUAAACUUCUUAAAUGCAAAUGGCGACUUUUUUGAUCUAAGGAAUGUCUUGAAUCCCAGCUCAAUCCCUAACUGGCGACAGUUUUCUCCAGAAGAAGCAAGUGACUAUUUCUACAACUCUGGUCAUUGUUCAGUACUUAUUAAGAUUCUCCCAGGAAUAGAGAAUAUUUUCAUGUCCCACUCCAGCUGGUUUGUGUAUGCUGCAACGAACAGAAUUUAUAAACACUACAACUUUAAUGUCUCAGAUUCCUAUACUGCUUCAAAGAGAGUUUCAUUUUCUAGUUACCCAGGAUAUUUGGAAUCUCUUGAUGAUUUUUAUCACCUUGGAAGUGGCAUGGUAAUGCUCCAGACAACCAUCAACGUCUUUAACUCCUCCCUGUAUCAGUAUGUUUCUCCCCAGUCUCUUUUAGCUUGGCAACGUGUGCGCAUAGCCAACAUGAUGGCUAAAAGUGGCAAGCAGUGGGGUGACAUUUUUGCUAAAUACAAUUCAGGCACUUACAAUAAUCAGUAUAUGGUAAUUGACUUGAAGCUCUUUACACCUAAGAAACCAAUACUAGACAACACCUUGUGGGUAGUUGAACAAAUUCCUGGUCUGGUUGUUGCAGAAGAUGCCACACCCAUACUCAGAGCAGGAUACUUCCCUUCCUAUAAUAUACCAUUCUUUGAAGAGAUUUAUGACACAAGUGGUUAUCCAGAUUAUGUUGAUAAACAUGGUUUAGACUACAGCUAUGACCUGGCACCUAGGGCAAAGAUUUUCCGCAGAGACCAAGGCAAAGUGAAUGACUUGAACUCAAUGAAAGACAUAAUGCGAGAAAAUGAUUAUAAAAAUGAUCCAUAUAGUGGAGGUUUACCUACAGGGGCUAUUUGUGCAAGAGGAGAUUUAGACAAAAAAAAUCCUAGAGCAUCAGGUUGUUAUGACACAAAAGUGUCUGAUUACAGCAUGGCAAUGAGACUUCAAGCAGAUAUUAUAAAUGGACCAACAUUAGGCAAUGAUCUACCAGCUUUCUCAUGGUCGGGUAUCUUUGCUAAUCAAUCUCAUAUUGGGCUACCUGAUAUUUACAACUUCAGUUUUGUCAGAACAAAACCAAGGUUCUAAUCAGUAACUUGGUUGCUUUACUUUAUAUUCAAGCAGGAAAUUGUAAUACCGGUAUGAUAUAAUGUUUAAUAUACAUUUGUUGAUUGGAACAGGAUUCUCUGUUUAAAAUUAUAUUGUCAGCAUAACUGAAAUUUAAAUGUAUCUGCUACAUAAUUUUUCACGUUUUUAAUUACAUUGUGUUUUAUACUUUUAAAAAAAAAAAUUUAAAAUGUAAUAAAUAGCUCAAAAUAUAAUUUUUUUUAGAAAAUUGUAUUUGUAAAUUUUUUUAUAAGCCUUUAAAAUAAUUUAACAGUAGUAAAAAUUUUAACAGAGUAAUUAAAUUCAAAUAAUUAUUUUAAUAUUAAAAGAGCAAGAGCUACCUAUAUAUGAAGCCUCCACAGUGUACUUUUAGUAAAACUUUAUUUUGAGUAAUUCUGUUUUGAAAACAAAAUUUUUAAAAUAUUGAGAAAGAACUCAGUGUAUAUAGUCUAGUAAAAUAUAUUUGUUGUAUAAAUUAUUUAGCUUUAUUUCAAGCUACAUCUAUGUAGUUGGUGUAUUUUACUCAAGAUGCUUACAACUACCUUGUGUUCUGUAUUACACUAAUUGUAAACCACACUUUAUAAAGUGUUCAUUUUUUAAAAAUAUGUCAAGAAUAUUUAUUUUUAAGUAUUUUACAUUUUAUCCAAAAACUACUUAAUAAAAUGUUUUAAGAUGCC
Molecule: messenger RNA, 2497 nt
Organism: Physella acuta
Lineage: Eukaryota; Metazoa; Mollusca; Gastropoda; Physidae
Product: phospholipase B
Biological process (GO): phospholipid catabolic process
Cellular component (GO): extracellular region
Molecular function (GO): glycerophospholipase activity
Source: RefSeq, a predicted model, not a curated record